ACCUGUCCGGCACUGGCCAUGGGGCGUGUGGCGGUAGCUGGGGCCCUACUGGUGGCUCUGGUGGUGCUGGGAGCCUCCUCGGCUGCGGGCGCGGAGCUCUCGGGCGUGCUCCUGGAGAUGGUUAAGUCAGAGUGUCACUUCAUUAACGGCACCGACCGCGUGAGGUUCGUGAAGAGGUUUAUCUACAACCGGGAGCAGUUCCUGCAUUUCGACAGCGAUGUGGGGCUGUUUGUGGGGGACACCUCCUUUGGGGAGAAGGUUGCCAGGUACUGGAACAGUGACCCGGAAUGGAUGGAGUACAGACGGGAUGCGGUGGACAGGCACUGCCGGCACAACUACGAGUUGUCCACCCCGUUCCUCGUGGAGCGCAGAGUGCCCCCCAGUGUGUCCAUCUCCCUGGUGCCCUCGAGCUCCCACCCUGGCACCAGCCACCUGCUCUGUUCAGUGAUGGAUUUCUACCCUGCCAAGAUCCAGGUGAAGUGGUUCCAGGGCCAGCAGGAGCUCUCAGGACAUGUGAUGGCCACUGAUGUGGUCCCCAACGGGGACUGGACCUACCAGCUCCUGGUGCUGCUGGAAACCCCCCCCCAGCGUGGGGUCAGCUACAGCUGCCAGGUGGAGCACAUCAGCCUGGAGGAGCCCUUAAACCGGCACUGGGAGAUGCUGCCAAACACCACCUGCAGCAAGAUGAUGACAGGGAUUGGGGGCUUUGUGUUGGGCUUCAUCUUCCUGAUGCUGGGGCUCAGCUUCUACCUGCACAAGAAGAGCUCCUGAGCUGCUGGCAGCCACAGCCCCUCUUUGUGGCCUUGGGCCCGGCCAGGACCCCCUGCUCCACCCCCCAAUGAUUUUGGGGGGGGUCGUGUGUCCCCCCCAGCCCCGCUGUCACUCUGCCCUUGCCCAGCUGCUCCCAGUGUUCCCAAUAAAGCUUCCCAGUUCCCUGUUGUCGCAGCUUCA
Molecule: messenger RNA, 951 nt
Organism: Cyanistes caeruleus (blue tit)
Lineage: Eukaryota; Metazoa; Chordata; Aves; Passeriformes; Paridae
Product: class II histocompatibility antigen, B-L beta chain-like
Biological process (GO): antigen processing and presentation; immune response
Cellular component (GO): MHC class II protein complex; membrane
Source: RefSeq, a predicted model, not a curated record